Molecule: messenger RNA, 839 nt
Organism: Paramacrobiotus metropolitanus
Lineage: Eukaryota; Metazoa; Tardigrada; Eutardigrada; Parachela; Macrobiotidae
Exons: 5
Coding region: 157-729 (190 amino acids)
Source: RefSeq, a predicted model, not a curated record
CAAAUUGCUUUAAGUACUUUCAAACUCAAACUGAAAAGCCACCCAUAAAAUUAUCCUUUUCUGCAGAGCGUGAACAGUGAACGCGGCUUAAGAAAUUUGAUCAGGUUGUUUAACGUAAUUGAAAUUAUCUUGGUUGUUCAGCAUUCUGCAUUAAUAAUGCUAACUUUGGAACCUGCACGUUUUAAAUGCCUCUGUGUCGGUUUCGUGAUGAUCUGGUUAUUCGGAAUAGGACCCAACCUAGCCGUCGCCGACUGUCCAAACGGCUGGAAUCGGAAUCGCACAAGUUGUUAUUACACCGGGCAAACAUUUACUGGAUUGACUUAUUACGAUGCCGCAUCAUUCUGCCAGUCUUUCGGUCCAAAGUGUCAUCUGGUGGAAAUCAAUGACAUGGACGAAUAUUUGUACAUCAAGGACACUGCGAAGUCUGUAACGUGGACCGAUGGACCAUGGAUUGGAAUGGUGCGUCUUACUGAUUCGCAGUACUUUAUGUUGCCUUCUGUGCGCCGGGAAUCUGACGAUCAGGCGCUAAACUUAAUAAUGCAAAAAUUAUCUUGGAAUACGCGUCAAGCUGCCUACCAGGAUGUCGGCGGAUUUGUUGGCGGAUGGCCAGUAGCCGAUGGAUACGCUUACGGCGGAAAUUGUGGUGGAAUGAACAGUAACGGUAACUAUCUGGGAUUCUGGUCAUGUACGCCGUCUGGAAGUCCAUGGUGUGAAAUUGAUCUUGUGUAGAGUUGUAUUGUGUCGACAUAAAAAAUGUGGAUAAAACUUACAACGUUUUGUAAAAAUUGUCAAGCUGUUGUGUACUACCUACUAAAAUCAUCACCAUUAUUAAAACCAUC